AUGUCAUUUUUCAAAAGCGUUAGAGAGAUACUCCGCAGAUUAUUCACUCACAGGCACGAGAACGCACUGUCAACGCAGGCUUUUGAAAACAAAAAUACAAGUAUUCAGCAAACAAAAAGAUUCAUUUUUCCUGCUGAAAGUGAACCUCACGAGGCAACAAUCCUCGGAUUUCCCUCUCGUUGCUCCCUUCCCACAGAGAAUUAUGACGAAGUCAGUGAAGAGCUAGCAGACCUGGCUACAACUAUAGCAGAGUUUGAACCGGUGCGCAUGUAUGUCCGCACCGAAGACAUGGCCUAUGCUCAGACUUUGCUCAGUAUGAGUGGGAGAGAUAUCUCGAAUUUCACUCUGAUUCCGUGUCCAAUCAAUCACUGCUGGGUUCGCGAUACCGGCCCUGUUUAUGUUCGUGACGCCAGGCAGGAUUUCCACGACCGGCGCUACGCAUUAAACUUUCGAUUCAAUGAAUGGGGUGGAAAAAAGCCUGAGCACGAUGGAAUGUGCUGGGGCCAGGAAUGGCCAUUGAUGGAGCAGACAACUAUUCGUGAAAAUGAGGAUUUCGCCCGAUGGGUAAUUGAUCAUGAUGAUGAUCCAUCGCCUGUCUCUCGCAUUGAUGCUCCCAUACGCCUGGAAGGGGGAGCCUUGGUCGUUGAUGGUGAAGGGACUCUGCUUAUUUCAGAGAGUAGUAUUGUCUGCGACAAGCGGAACCCAAAUUUGUCGAAAUUUGAGAUUGAGGAGCAGCUGAAGCGACUGCUAAGCAUUGAGAAGGUGAUCUGGGUUCCCGGGCACCGCAAUGUGGACAUCACGGAUGUUCACAUGGAUGCGGAGGCUAGAUUCAUUCGCCCUGGAGUGAUUGUCUUCUCUAAACCCCACGACACGGCGGUCGAUCUAUGGAAAGAGAUUUCCACUGAGAUUUACGAUAUUCUUAGAUCGCAAACGGAUGCGAAAGGGCGGCUUUUUGAGAUCCACACAAUCGAAGAAGCAGAUCCACGAGGACUGGUCCAGUCUGACCAUGACGAAUUCGUUGCCAGCUACGUGAACUUUUAUUUUGUCAAUGGUGGGCUUAUUAUCCCGAAGUUUGGAGAUGAGGUUCGAGAUUAA
Molecule: messenger RNA, 1095 nt
Organism: Penicillium cosmopolitanum
Lineage: Eukaryota; Fungi; Ascomycota; Eurotiomycetes; Eurotiales; Aspergillaceae
Product: agmatine deiminase family protein
Exons: 1
Coding region: 1-1095 (364 amino acids)
Biological process (GO): putrescine biosynthetic process
Molecular function (GO): protein-arginine deiminase activity; agmatine deiminase activity
Source: RefSeq, a predicted model, not a curated record